GUAACGAACAAAAAUCUCACGGAUACUCUGGAGCAUUAUCUAACCGCACACUACGACACACAUCUGGAUUCAAUGAAUCGCUUCAAUUUUGCACUACUCUCGAACGUAAGGGACUUGUUCAAUUUCAGUUUCGUCAUGUCGAAGACUGCCAGCUGGGGCUACCUGAAGAAUGGCAAAUUCGACGGCAUGAUUGGAGCGUUGGUACGCAAACAAGCGGAUAUUGGUGGCUCGCCGAUUUUCUUUCGCAUCGAACGUGCCAAAGUGAUUGAUUACACCACACGAACGUGGGUGGCCAG
Bactrocera oleae (olive fruit fly) is the source of this 296-nucleotide messenger RNA. The record is from RefSeq and is a predicted model, not a curated record. Lineage: Eukaryota; Metazoa; Arthropoda; Insecta; Diptera; Tephritidae.